CAUAUUGUGUUGUCUUCUAUUUGUUUCCAUUACGAUAUGCGCAGCGUGUUUAUUUAUUAUUGUUUUUUUUUUUUUUUUUUUUAAUAAUUAAUUCAAACCGUAUCAUUGACGAAUGUGAUAUAAUAUAAAAUCGUAAUAAUAUUAAUAUUAUUAUUGUAUACGAUCGAGAGCUAGAAUAACUAGAAUAAACAGUUCACCAGCUAGGCAUUAUUGCGUGUUAUGGACACGGGAUUGUUUAUAAUAUUACUCGAAAACAUGUAAAGGGAAGGUCACGACGACGACUAAUGUUUUAGAAGAGGGGAUACAAAAGAAACGAAUAACUACUACACAUAAUAAAAUAAUGAAAAGUUCGAGGGACUUUUAUAAAGAUCUAGAUUAUGUAACGAAUAAAGUACUAAAAAGUGAAAUAGCUGGACCUCCGUGGUAUCAAGAGUUAACCAUCUAUCAGAUGAAUAUUAUUGACGGUCUUCAAAAUCACAUAGAAAAUGAUUUCAAUAAUAAUGAUACUAAAAGAGUGAGACAAGUUCUUAAAGAAUUGGGAAUUCAAACAAAAAUACCCCAUAAAGUAGCAAAAAAUGCUAUUUUAUAUAGCAAAUUGUAUUCGAUUGAUUUUUUACAAAAAAUUAAAGAAUAUAUAUGUAAAAAAAUAAAUCAUAUUUCAAAAAAAACUGAUCCAAUGAAAUAUACUACUGAAGAAUGCCUUUUAAUAUCAGGGAUUGUGCAUAUAGGACUACCAAGUUUAUUUAUGAAACUUGACUAUUGCUUGGGUGAUCAUAUGAUAGAAAAAAAACUUACUUUGAAAAUUCCAAAUAAUGUAAGUAGUAAUAAGGAUUUUUUAAGCAAAAAUGAUUCAAAGACUUACGACGAUAUCACAAAUAAUAAGAUAGUCAUAACUGAAAAUGACAAACAUUUGUCCAAAACUGAGCCAUUUGAUUUUUCAAAUCAAAAACAGGAAAAAUCUAAUCAUGAUGAAUUUGGAACUGUCAUUCCGAGUACUAUAUCAGAUAUAUUAAGUUUUAGCGAUUACAGUUCAUAUAAUAGCGAAUAUUUAAAUUCAACACAACUUAUUCGUCUUAAAAAGUCAAUUCCAUUUCAUUAUAUUGAAUAUGAAGAAGUGAAUGAAGAAUCGGAACCAGAAGAAACAAUUGAAGAUGAAGAUUUUUCAUUUUUAAAAGAAGACAAUGAAUAUGAUGAAAAUGUUCUAUUUAAAACUGAUUUUAACUUUAAGCAAUGUUUUUUUGGAAGAUAUGCUAAUAUUGACUAUGGUAAUCCUACAGAAAAAAUAUCACAGAUUCUUGAAAAAUCGUCAGUGUCUAAUAUCAUGAAUAAUCAAUCGAGAAUUGAAGACUCAAUGAUAAGAAUGUUCAGUUAUAAAAAAAAUGUUUUUCCAGAUUAUCGAUUGCAUUCUAUUGGUACAAAAAUGUCACAACAAUACAAUAAACAAAAUCUUAGUUCCAAUGAAAUGAUAAACGAAAACGAAAUUAAACAUAGAAGUCCGGAAUCAAUGAAUAGUAUACCAAAAGUAUCGGUUGAAUUAGAUUUAUAUAAGACUAGCAAUUCAAUAUUAAAUAUUUUAAAUCCUGAUAACACUUCUAAGAAACGUGAAUCAGUAAAAUCACUAAAAAAUGAAGCUAUUGAUCAGUCUGACACGUACAAAAAAAUUAUGCAAAAAAAGCACAUUUAUGAUGAAAUUCUUGAAAAUAUGCACAAACUGCCAAAGUGGAAAAAGCUAAAGACAGUGUUAGAUUUCUUAGCUAUAUUGGGCGAUCCGAUUGCACGUUUGCCAUGUAUAAUUAAAUUAGAUACCAUUAGAUAUUGGUACAAGUCACGAUUAAAUAUUAACAGUAGUCAUCUUACAGAAAAACAAGAAGCUAAAUUAUUAGAGUCUUCAAAAAGGUUGUGGAAAUCUCCGAGGUCCAAGAUCAUGGACAAAUUAUCUAUUCCACAAAGUCCAUUCAGUAAUCAAGAGAUCUGCUUUAAAUUGACGUGGGAUAGAAAAAAAAUGGCGUUAAAAAAAAUUAACGAGAUUAAAAAUAGUUAUACAAAGAGAUUUAAGGAACUGGCGUUAAAAAAUACAAGAGAAAUGUAUCCUACAUUUAAAACGAUACACUACAAGAAUAAGUUUAAUAAGGAUUUCAAAAGAAUAUAUUACUCUUACUUUCCUGCUAAGGAAGGCGAUAUAAUAUGGCGACAGAUAACCUCAAUACCUUCAGGGAAACAUUAGAAAAAAUUGAAAAAUACAAUUAAAUUUUUUAUUAUUUGAAUAACAAAUAUAUUACUAUUUGAAUUACCUAAUAAAAUAUAUUUCACAUACACUUUUAAA
Messenger RNA from Aphis gossypii (cotton aphid), 2323 nucleotides. RefSeq lists its product as uncharacterized. The record is from RefSeq and is a predicted model, not a curated record. NCBI's taxonomy places the organism in Eukaryota, Metazoa, Arthropoda, Insecta, Hemiptera, Aphididae. Bases 341 to 2224 code for a protein of 627 amino acids. The transcript is spliced from 10 exons.